This is a messenger RNA of Acanthoscelides obtectus, 1626 nucleotides long. NCBI's taxonomy places the organism in Eukaryota, Metazoa, Arthropoda, Insecta, Coleoptera, Chrysomelidae. The record is from the annotation of a GenBank genome assembly.
GUCUGGUUCACCGGUGGCACCGGUUGCUCAACCGGUGAAUUAAAAAAUACACCAACAGUAAGCUUUGAUUGUUGACAGGGUCGAACGGAAAUUUAGCAAAUGACAAAUGACAUUAGUUAACAAAAAAUUCAGACUUCAAAAUAUAUCCAUGCUUGUUCUCUUGUUCUUUUUAGCGUAAAAUGUCCAACAUUCGUAAAACAAUUGUAUCAAACUGUGAAAAAACGUUUCUGCUAAAAAAUCUAGCAGAAUUCAAUAGAUUAGAUGGAAGAGCAUUUGAUGAGUUUCGCAAAGUUGAAAUUGAAUUUGGCUCUGAUUGGGGAUGUUGUUUCGUUUCUUUAGGAAAGACAAAAGUUAUUGCACAGGUGUCCUGUGAGAUCCAGCAACCAAAAUCCUCAAGACCUGGGGAAGGAAUUUUGAACCUAAAUGUAGAAUUGAACCCAAUAGCUGCACCUCAUUUUGAAGCAGAUAGACAAUCCAAUGAACAAGUGCAACUAAACAGACUGUUGGAGAAAUGUUUGAAAGAUUCAAAAGCUAUAGAUCUAGAGUCACUGUGCAUAAAGAAUAAUGAAAAAGUGUGGGCUAUUAGAGUAGAUAUAAAUGUGCUAAACCAUGAAGGGAAUAUCUUAGACUGUGCUUCCAUUGCAGCCUUAGCAGCAUUAGCUCAUUUUAGGAGGCCAGAUGUCACUUGUGAUGGUGAAGAGUUUGUGAUACAUAGCAUCAAGCAGAAGGAUCCUAUACCUAUGGUGAUACAUCACUAUCCAGUUUGUAUCACAUAUUCAGUCUUUAAUAGUGGGUUGUAUAUCUUGGCUGAUCCAACACUUCUAGAAGAAAAUGUUGCAGAUGCUUUUCUGUCAAUAGGUUUAAAUGCUUAUAAAGAAUUAUGUGGUCUGCAUUUAGGAGGCAAGGCAGAUUUGAGUCCUGAGAUAAUCAUACAGACAGCAAACAAAGCUGCAGCUAGAGCAAGUUCAGUUGUACAGCAAAUCAAGGAUGCUAUUGAGCAAAAUAAUGAAAUAAGGAGAGAACAGAAAGAUGGGUUCUGUAGACUAGCAAAUAAAAGAGAUCCAGUGGAACUUGUAGAAGAAUUGAGUGUAUAUCUAGAUCAGUGGUCUACUAAAAAGAAAAAGAACAAGAGGAAAUCCAAAGAACCUAAAGACGAACAGAUAGAGCAAGAAGUAAAGGAACCAGAUAUAACUGCAGAUAUUAAACCUUUAGUUGCAGGUACAGCAGUGCUGGUGCCUAAAGAAAAUGAUGAUGGUGAUGCAAUAAAAGUUUGGGACACUAGUGAAAGUGAAGACGAUGCAGUGGAGUUUGUUGAACUGCCACACCCUAAAGGUUCCGCUACCUCAGGGAUCACCAUAGGUGGCUAGAAUAGAACAUCCUCGGAGACUUGUUCUUAAUUGUAAAGUCUUUUACUAUGGGAACUAUACUGAGUGACAAAAAAAGUUGAGACGGUGGAUAUCGCCGACACAGAUAGUGAAGAAGAAGCAGUAAUUGUAUUAAAUGCAGACCAGAAGACGAAGAAAAGGAAAAAACGAUUAACUUGAGAUUACUUUUAUUUUAUAUUUCGUGAUUUUUUAUUUAAAAAAAUGUUCAAUUACAAUCAAUAAACGUAAAAACAAUAUUUAA